Molecule: messenger RNA, 4002 nt
Organism: Mandrillus leucophaeus (drill)
Lineage: Eukaryota; Metazoa; Chordata; Mammalia; Primates; Cercopithecidae
Gene: DCUN1D2
Product: DCN1, defective in cullin neddylation 1, domain containing 2
Exons: 6
Coding region: 1066-1800 (244 amino acids)
Biological process (GO): positive regulation of ubiquitin-protein transferase activity; protein neddylation
Cellular component (GO): ubiquitin ligase complex
Molecular function (GO): cullin family protein binding; ubiquitin-like protein binding; ubiquitin conjugating enzyme binding
Source: RefSeq, a predicted model, not a curated record
UGAUUGAUUGAGAUGGAGUCUUGCUCUGUCGCCCAGGCUGGAGUGCAGUGGCGUGAUCUCAGCUCACUGCAGUCUCCACCUCCCAGGUUCAAGUGAUUCUCCUGCCUCAGCCUCCCAAGUAGCUGGGACUAUAGGCGCGUGCCACAACGCCCAGCUAAUUUUUGUAUUUUUAGUAGCGAUGGGGUUUCUCCAUGUUGGCCAGGAUGGUCUUGAACUCCUGACCUCAAGUGAUCCGCCUCAGCCUCCCAAAGUGCUGGGAUUACAUCAUCAAGUUACUUUAGAUAAGUGGAAUCUCAGCCCUCCUAUAUCUGGAAGUGUCAAGAUGUUACUUUGUUUCAUUAUAUACUAUAUAUAGUACAGCUGCUUGGCAGUGUUGUUAUUUAUUGCCUGCCCAGAUCCUCUGUCCUAUUUUUCAUUUUAUUUCUGUCUGGUAUACAGAGGCAUUCUUGUUAUUAGUAUUAUUGUUUCCAUUUAAUCAUAACAGGCUUUUUUUGUGCCUGCUUGUGAAACUUCCGUAAAUUACUUUUAACACGAUGCUUAGUUAUUUGUGUACAUUUUCAUCAAUGUGAUUCUGCUGAUUUAAACUGGGAAAAAAUGUCUGCAAACUGCACAGCCUCUUUCUGUUCAUUAAAGCCUGAAGUUUAUUGAAACCAAAGAAGACCCUGCGGCUGGGGCCCCGGUGACGCCGUGAGGUCCUUGCCCGGUGUCCUCAGAGGCUAGGUGUGCGUUACAGAGUUCCUGAGAGCUUUAGAAAAAUGAUAGUCACACUUCGUGCAGAGUGAACUGGGUGGCGAACAGAAUGUAUUCUGUAUAAGAUGUUAAUUCUCAUACUUUCUGAAGCUUAGACUGCCUGUUUGUUACAGUGUAGGUACUGUUGUUUCGGAAGACCGUGCAGUCUUUUUAACUGAUGACGAGCAAGGCUUUGUCUCUAAUUCUGCCCAGUUAAAGUGCAGGCGUUAGGCUAGAGCUGGGACGAACCCCGAGCGGCUUCAUUGGCUUUCCUACUUCUUUUGCAUCCCAAAGCAUAAGCUUAAAUCGUCUCAGAAGGACAAGGUCCGCCAGUUUAUGGCAUGCACUCAGGCUGGCGAGAGAACUGCUAUCUACUGCUUAACGCAGAAUGAGUGGAGACUAGACGAGGCCACGGACAGCUUCUUCCAAAACCCAGACUCGUUCCACAGGGAGUCCAUGCGGAACACUGUGGACAAGAAGAAGCUGGAGCAGCUGUACGGCAGGUACAAAGAUCCACAAGAUGAAAACAAAAUUGGAAUCGAUGGGAUUCAACAGUUUUGUGAUGAUCUGAGCCUAGAUCCUGCCAGUAUCAGUGUGUUGGUCAUAGCGUGGAAGUUCAGGGCAGCAACUCAGUGUGAAUUUAGCAGAAAGGAAUUUCUAGAUGGCAUGACAGAACUCGGGUGUGACAGCAUGGAGAAGCUAAAGGCUCUUCUGCCAAGACUGGAGCAGGAGCUGAAGGACACAGCCAAAUUUAAAGAUUUUUAUCAGUUUACCUUCAGUUUCGCUAAGAACCCAGGGCAGAAAGGUUUAGACUUAGAAAUGGCUGUUGCGUAUUGGAAGUUAGUGUUGUCUGGAAGAUUUAAGUUUCUAGAUCUCUGGAACACGUUCUUACUGGAGCAUCACAAAAGAUCAAUUCCAAGGGACACCUGGAACCUCCUUCUGGACUUUGGAAACAUGAUUGCAGAUGAUAUGUCUAACUACGAUGAAGAAGGAGCUUGGCCUGUUCUUAUAGAUGAUUUUGUAGAAUAUGCACGGCCAGUAGUCACAGGUGGAAAACGCAGCCUUUUCUAGGCAGCAAGUUAAGCAGGAGUAAGAUUGUGAAAUGAUUUGUAUCCUGCAAGGAGAUUUCGGUCAGUUCCUGGGUGCAUUGUCACUGAUUCCAGAAGUCAUUGUUGACCCGCCAUGGAACCAGAGGAGCCCCUCCCAUUCUGCCGGAGGACAGCAGUGGCUGCUUUGUGGACACCGCAGGAAGUUCCCCAGGACAUGGCUGCUUUGGGAUGUUUGGAGAUUUGUCAUCAUAGCUGUUGCGUUAGGAGAUUUCUGCAUGACUUUUUAGUAUUUACAAAACACUAAGGUAGAGCCGUGGCGCCGCCUGUGGGACUGCAGAGCAUGCUGCGUAGCUCGCGCCAUCAGGCGAACCAGCGGCCGGCCGAACGCCGCCGAAUGAUGUUGCAGUGGCACUGGAAGCACGGCACGUGUCCUCUGCAGGAUGCUGCGUUUUUAUAUAAGUCAAAGCUGUUAAGAAUGUGCCCUAAAGGAGAUGAUGUUGUCAUAGAGUCUAAUGUUUUUUAAAAUUGGUGCCAGGAAUUCAAGAUUUAUAUUUUUUGAAUUAUCGAAUAUCUAGAUUUACCAGCUCUAUUUUUGUUUCCAUUUUCUCUAGACAUACAUCUGAAAAUCAUUUUAUGGUUCUCAGUCCCCAUGUAGCUUUGCACAGCAACGGCACACAUGGCACAAUUCCAGCAGAGUUUAUCUCACACCGUUUAUACAUCAGUGGACCCCUCUUACUUAAAUGUUACUUGACCUGAGAAACUUCAUAAAGUGUGUUUUUAAAAAAUAUGUUUUAGUUAUAUUUUAAAAGACAUUUUUCCAUGAAAAACAUUUCUUUCAUGAGUGAUGAAUUGUAGAUUUUAAAAUCGAGGCCAGGCACGGUGGCUCACGUCUGUAAUCCCAGCACUUUGGGAGGCCGAGGCAGGUGGAUCACCUGACGUCAGGUGUUCGAGACCAGCCUGGCCAACAUGGUGAAACCUCGUCUCUACUAAAAAUACAAAAAUUAGCCGGGCGUAGUGGCACAUGCCUAUAAUCUGAGCUACUCGGGAGGCUGAGGCAGGAGAAUCGCUUGAACCCAGGAGACGGAGGUUACGGUGAGUCGAGAUUGCGCCACUGCACUCCAUCCUGGAUGACAGAGUGAGAUUCUGUCUCAAUAAAUUAAAAAAUAAAUCAAUACAAUAAAAUCGAAUGAGUUGGUUUUUUCCACCCUCCUGUGGUGCCCAUGGUGCCAGCAUCUGAACCUUUGUGCCCCUGUGCACAUUCGGAAGCUAAAAUGUACAUCGUUGUCCGAAAAAACCCAACCCCAAAACCUUCAUCUGAUUGGUGAGCUGAAGUCUGUCUUUGUGCCGUGUUUUCAUCUGUUUUUCGUGGCCUCCUGGUUGAGGGGUACCCACGAGUGCCGCCCAGGUGUGGAGGGCAUGUGUCGAGUUGUGGACAUCACUGCUGACCCUACCUCACAUGUGCCGAGACCCUCAUGUCACAAGUGUGCCUUGCUGCCCCCCUGCAGCACCGUGCAGGACGUGGACCAGCUGGAGAUGUUUCCCAGGGGAGAGGAGAGUCGCAGCAGAUGACCCAGCUGCGGUGUGAGAGAGCAGAGCCCAGACGCGCAGCUGGGUUGGCUUCUGAGAACAGGACUCGCCCUGUGCUUCAGGAACAUCUGAUGGCUGAGGUUCGUGAGCUUGGCGGCUGCAGGACGAACCUUCGAUGCUUCUCAGCAGAGAUGGUCACAGGGGGCAGCAGGGACAGGACUGGAAGGGACCUGCAGCCUGGAGACCCCGCCUGGCCCCCGCUGGCUUCUGGUGGUCCAGUGAUGGGCAAGUCACAGACCUUCCCCAGGCUCUGCUUCCGGAACCCUUAACGGGAAACUGGGCCUGUCUACCUUUAGAAGUCUUCGAUUCUCAGAGAGCAUUUGUUUAAUACAAUAAAAACUGGCUUUAAUAAAAACCUCAAAAAUGUGAGCGCAUCUUGGAGGCUUCAUGGAUUCUUGACAUGUAAUUGUUCUGUUCAGAAAAGUUUAUAGAAUUCAGAUAAUUCUGUAUAAAUUAUGGAGAUCCGCAGUACUUUUUUGUUUUUGAGAUUUAAAGUUCUAAGAGAUUGUCAAUAGAUAUCAAAAUAUCACUGGACAAAGGCUUUUCCAGAAAUUGUUUUUUUCUUCUGUUGUACACAUUUGAGUCCUGCAUGCUGUGAAAUGCUGAGAACAGAAGCAUUAAAUCGUUUUAUCUGGGG